Messenger RNA from Suillus plorans, 2095 nucleotides. RefSeq lists its product as uncharacterized. Bases 328 to 1908 code for a protein of 526 amino acids. The record is from RefSeq and is a predicted model, not a curated record. The transcript has 6 exons. Lineage: Eukaryota; Fungi; Basidiomycota; Agaricomycetes; Boletales; Suillaceae.
AUCUUCUCACCCACCUCGAUUGAAACUCAGCCGCAUCAGAAUUCUAUCAGGACGCUGACUGGCCUCGAUGAUCCUUGCUUAAGCUUGCUUGUUACUUCUCUUGGUUAACGGACAGCAGUCACUCUGUGCAUGGAUAUGUGUACAGUACAUUAGUGUAUGUACUGCAAUGCGACGUAAAUCAGCGCUACACAGGAUCCAUGUGAAUGCUGUGGUGCACGAAUGCUCUUCUAUCACGAAGCCACAUGCACCAGAAGCUAUGGUCUUAAGUGAAAUAUAUUUAAUCUGCGUGUCUAUAAUGCGCCGGCCUUCCUGUCUCUGCCUCCCAUAAUGAUGGCAGCUUCUUCCAAACCGACAGAAGAAAAUUGGAAUCCAUCCAGCCUUCUUGUAUAUAACGCACUCCCGGGUCACCAAGACUUUGACUCGACAAUAUCUGAUAUGAAGUCCACUGCUGAUGCUAGAACCGAUUUCUACGAUCGCAGUCUGACGAGUCGCAGAUAUGCUCUUGUCGGGCUGGCAUGUUCAAGUAUCUUCAGCUGCUUAUGCAUUAUUACAGGGAUUGUCACUGUAGCCAAUCACGGAACCUCGGGAGUAACCCCGCUCAACAUAUUCGAGUAUCAUGAUGUGAUGGCCAUAGGUCUGGGGCUCAUUCAAGUACUACCGCUGCGGGGGGAGAUAUUGACCCUGAUACUUGACUUAUUUGUCACGUUAUGUACCGAGUCCAUAGGCUUCGUACACGGCAUCUCAUUGCGCUCUGCGCUAGCCUCAGAGUCUCGGCUUCGUUUCAACACCAAUCUGCGCCUUCUGACCGCAGCCCGUGGAUGGUAUAACCCUAAUGGCGUCUUCCUUAACGGUAUCUCGGCUGUCCUCCUCAUUAUAAGUAUCGCAGGGUUUCCUCUCCUCAUUUUGGGCGUCGCACUACUCCUCCAGGUGAUGAUCGCAUUGUCAGCGAUGCGGGCUGUAAAAAUCUUGACGUGGAGUUCUUCACCUUUCGAGUUGACUGCUGCACUCGUCCACCACACGCAAUUGACCCCUGCUACUUUCCGGUGCAUGCGUCGUGUGUCUGACCUAGACAUGUAUGGUGGUCCAGCGAAGCCACCAGAGACACAGCCAUCUGCGUGGCAUGCUCACCCUAGCAUCCGUAAAGUUGUCAUUUCUCUUUGGGUGAUCGUUGCAGCGUGCGCUGGAUGGGCUGUACUCGUCAUGUAUUUCUGGGACCACUUCCACCUCGCUCAAGUUGUUCCCACCUCUCCGCUUACACUCCAAACGUGGUCGUUUCUCCGGAAUUUUAUGGACAAUUACGUCAUAUAUGAUCUGCCAGGUGACAAUCUUGCGGCGUGGAUUGUGGUCUUUGUCUUCACUGCAGUAGUCCAGGGACCAUUAACGCUUGGGCUGCAUUGCUCAGAGCUAAUCGUGAAUGGCAUUCGAGACGAAAGACAGUGGAGAUGCGCUACCAAAAAGAAAGGACUCAGUGUGGCGACGAACCCGCUGAAGCCGAUUUUCAUUCAUCCGAUGUGUCUCAUACUUUUCAUCGCGAAGCCUUUCCUGCACUGGAUGUUUGGGCUCUCAUUCUCCUUAGCGUUGCCAGCCUUUGACGAGAAUAUGGACGCUCUGGUGAUGUCUAUGUUCACUGCCCAGAUCUGGAACUUAUGCAUUGCGCUCUUUAUAUUUUCCUGUUUAUUCACCUUCAUCGCACUACGCCGACCGCACGGUCCCCAGCCAGCUGCAUAUGGCCACCUCCAGACGCUCGCCAACCUCGUGGAUGAGUGGUCCCCUGUGAUGUGGUGGGGACACAAGGAGGAUGGAAUUCCGUACUGCCAUGCUGGGACAAGCGGUCACCCGCUGCCGGACGUGAAGAUGGACUGCGUUUAUGCUGGUUCCGUUGCUGGGUCUCUGGUACCCCUCUCGUGAGAGAGAAGUAUAUCCAUGUCAGGCUAGCGAUGCAUUCACGGUGCACACAAUCAGCCAUGCCAUUGAACGAGACAUACAAUCUUCAUGCUAUCUACUGCAUUCCAGUUGGUUCUUCUUAUACCAUUCAUACGAGUCUGGGACAACUUUUAGCGGAAACGCUUUCGAAUGGACCUUCAAGCAACUGUAA